Messenger RNA from Ascochyta rabiei, 561 nucleotides. RefSeq lists its product as uncharacterized. Lineage: Eukaryota; Fungi; Ascomycota; Dothideomycetes; Pleosporales; Didymellaceae. The record is from RefSeq and is a predicted model, not a curated record. The transcript has a single exon. Bases 1 to 561 code for a protein of 186 amino acids.
AUGUCAGCCCUGCCAUCGCCAAAGACAGCUGCCAUGGAGGCCGCUCUACUCUCCUCUCUCGCGCUGAUGAGAACGCCAACUAAGAGCGCCUCUACGCCGCGUCCAAAAUCAUCUACAACAACCACCACCCCAGUCCCAGCCAGCCUACCAAGUACCCCGGAGCCACAAACACCGCGCAAACCCAGAAGACCCACCACACCGUUAGCGCCACGAAAGCGCGCUCGUCCUUCCACCGAUCCCCUCUUAACACCCUACACCCCAAAGCGCACGCGCACAACCCUCCCUACAUCACCAUCAACGCCCUCCAAACUCCCGCGCACCCGCAGAAAGAAAGCCCUCGCCUUUGACCGCGAGGUCUGCAUCUCCAUGGCUGUGCUCAGGGCGCAGAAAGACGAUCCCAGUGCGCUGCUGAGGCCUCCGCCGCGCAGGAGCGAUGGGCUAAGAAGGCUGGUCAGGAUGCGAAUUCAGUGGGAGCUGGAGAAGGUCAGGGGUGGCGGGGAGAGAAUUGUGGAGUCUGUUAUUGGGCCAGUGAGGGGAAGGAAGGUGGGGAAGCAGGGGUAG